AUGAAUCAACUGCCUCUCUCACCACCCGCCGAGCCGACUCCCCCCAGCCCAAUCUCCCAACCAGUCGCCCUUGACUCCCCAAUCCGUUCCGUCCCCAUCCACGAAUCCCUUCCCUCCAUCCGCGUUCCCUCCGAACUCAAACCCUACCAAUACAAUCCUGUCACCUGCACACCCCUCGACCUCGACGACGUCUCCGUGCGCGCGCAACUCAGCCAGCUACGUGAAGAAUAUCCCUCCCCGGAAGCCGCUUUAAAGGCCCAGGAGCAGAUCGCGAAAGAGGUGCAGCGAAAGCUGGAGGAAGCGGAGAAGAAGCGCGAGGAGGUCCAGAAGGCGAUCGACAAGAAGGUCAAGGAGAGGAAUACGGAGAUGAAGGUGCUAUCGAAGUAUCAGGAGGUCAAGGCGUCGGAGAUUCCAGCUGAGGGAUUGCAGAGCGCGCUCGCAUAUCUGGGGCGCGAGGGCUCGGAGGAAUGCGCUGCUAUUGUGCGACGUAAUAGACUACAGGAGUCGCUGUGUCGAAGACUCCGUCCGUUUCUGGGGAUCGGUUUCGCCGUGCAGGGUGAGCCGGUCGCAUGGGUUUCUCGACAAUAUGGAGCACUCAUCAUCAUGACUCUGGCAUGA
This is a messenger RNA of Aspergillus clavatus NRRL 1, 618 nucleotides long. RefSeq lists its product as uncharacterized. The transcript has 2 exons. Lineage: Eukaryota; Fungi; Ascomycota; Eurotiomycetes; Eurotiales; Aspergillaceae. The record is from RefSeq and is a predicted model, not a curated record. The coding region runs from base 1 to 618 and encodes 205 amino acids.